GCGAGCGGCUGCGCGGGGGCGGGGUUCCGAUCCCGGAAACAGCGCGCUGAAGUCUGGGUAAGCGGUGCCGGUCGCACCUGCGCACUGUGGCUCUGCGUGCGGGAAGAUGGUGCUCAUCAAGGAAUUCCGAGUGGUUUUACCAUGCUCAGUGCAAGAGUAUCAAGUUGGGCAACUUUACUCUGUGGCAGAAGCUAGUAAAAAUGAAACAGGAGGUGGUGAAGGAAUUCAAGUCUUAAAGAAUGAGCCUUAUGAAAAGGAUAGUGAAAAGGGACAGUAUACCCACAAAAUCUAUCACUUAAAGAGUAAAGUUCCUGGGUUUGUAAGGAUGAUUGCUCCAGAAGGCUCCUUGGUAUUCCAUGAAAAGGCUUGGAAUGCAUAUCCAUAUUGUAGAACAAUUGUGACGAAUGAAUAUAUGAAAGAUGACUUCUUCAUAAAAAUCGAGACCUGGCAUAAACCAGACUUGGGGACAUCAGAAAAUGUGCACGACUUGGAUCCAAACACGUGGAAGAGUGUUGAAGUUGUCCAUAUUGACAUUGCAGACCGAACUCAAGUAGAACCAGCAGACUAUAAAGCUGAUGAGGACCCAGUAUUGUUUCAAUCGGUGAAGACCAAGAGAGGACCUUUGGGGCCUAACUGGAAGAAAGAGCUAGCAGCUGAUGAAGACUGCCCUAAAAUGUGUGCCUACAAGUUGGUGACUAUCAAAUUUAAAUGGUGGGGACUACAGAACAAAGUAGAAAACUUUAUCCAAAAGCAAGAAAAGAGGAUAUUUACCAACUUCCAUCGCCAGCUGUUUUGUUGGAUUGACAAGUGGAUUGAUCUGACUAUGGAAGACAUCAGGAGAAUGGAGGAUGAAACCCAACGAGAGCUGGAAGCGUUACGUAAUCAAGGCCAAGUGAGAGGAACAAGUGCUGCCAAUGAUGAAUGAUGAUGGAUCUGACCUGUCACUUGCAGUGUUGAUACACAGAUGUGUGUGUGGAUGCAUGAUUAUCUGUAUAUAAUUAUAUAUACAUACACGCAUACUGAGGGGCUGUUACAGUUUCUCUAGGGUACUAUACCCAUCUUCAGCAAAGAUACAAAGGAAACUGCUUUCAUUAUAAACCUGAAGCAAAUACAGAUUGACUGAGUAGUGUCAUUUAAAGGAUAAAUUGACUGCAGAAUUAUGCUAACUGGUAUGUUUCCUGAAUGUCAGUACUGGACCAAUUUAUUCCCUACCUUUAUUUUAUUUCCCUCUUGAAUCACUGCUAUAAUUUGCCUGUGUCUCAUUAUAAGCCAACAAAUUCAGAUAAAUUAAUUUUCAAUUUUGUGUUUUCCCUAUGUGAUUUUGGAAUAGGAACUAUGAAUGUAUUUAUACCUAUUUAUUUCUGGAUUGUCAUCUAAGUCAAAUCAGAAAAUUUUUUUCUAUUAGUGAGAAUUGGAAGACUUUUUCCUGUUGAAUGAGGAAUACAAUAAUGGCCCAACUUUUACCCAUCUUGCUGAAAGAAAUCACCUGUUUUAUUGGAGUUUUGUACAUUCAAAUGUUUUCUUCAUUAAAAAUUGGCAAAAUUAAGGAAAAAUGGCUUGUGAUUUAUAACAGUUUGAACAAUUUUCCAGGAGGCUUUCAAACAAAGUGACUGACAAUACUGGUAUUGAGCCUUUAAAGUAUAUUUUAGGCUGUGUAGUUUAAUUGAAGGUGUAGCACUUCCCUAGAAUGACGUUUAUUUCUGAAAUCAUUUUUUCAAAGUUUUAGUUUGGAAACUAUGCAAAUGGUCUCAAUUUCACACAGAUUGCGCAAUGGAAUAUAACGGUGACUUUUAGCUCUUUUCAUGUUGAAAAUUCACUUUUAAAAAAGAUGUUCACUUUCAGAUAUGAUGAAAGUUUAUAUUGUAGCAUCUGACAUGUUUCUCUGAUUUAUUAGAAGUAGACAAAAGGAAAGAUGGUAUAAUAAAGGCCUUUUUUAGAAGUUCUCAAAUAGUAAGUUGUCUUCAUGAUUUUUUUUAAAGAAAAAUAUUGCAAUGGAGCAUAUCAUAGAUAUAUUAUCAAAAUACUUGUUAAAUCAGGAACAACUUAUUUUAGGACCACUAGUUAGGUAAGGUUUCCUCCCAGAAGCCUCUGUAGGGCGAGGUUUGCUGAAGGAUCUCUGUCUAGUUUUUUCAACCCCACACCAGACAUUUGGGACAAUUGCUUAUUUAAUUAGCUGAUAGCGGGAGUGAUUCCUCUUCCUUUACAGUCAGCGGCAAAACUCUCAUUGAUUUCAAGGGGAGCAGAUCAGGCUUGGAAUAUGACUAACCCACCUAGUCCAUCCUCCUGCAAUGACGGUCAGGCACUGCAAUGACUGCAGACAAGUGGACAUGGAUUUUUUUUUUUGUAUGUCUGUACUGUAUUAUUGCCUCACUAUCGUCCAUGCUACAAGAUCAGUCUUCAGUUAAUCCUUCCUCGCCUAGCAAUGAAAAUGGAUGUCUAUUCUCUGUACCAGCAGAAGAUUGGUUUUGUAAAAACUUUUAAACCAUGUUUAUAUAACUUGCUACAAGGAGGGUUUUUGCAAAUUUGUGAAACUAAGGGCUCAGUUCUCUUUUCAGUGCUGGAAUGUAACUCCCGCUCUCACCAGUGGGAGCCGGAAUACAUUCCGAGGAGGGAAAGGAACCCCUAUCACUUCUAUUGUUUUUUGGACUAGCUAUGAAAAUUUGAGGGAACUUUGUAGUGAUUGUAAAUGUUUAGUUUACUUUGGCAGUCUCUGAUGUGAACUACAGUAAAACAGUCAAUGGAAUUUAAUUAAAUAAAUUUGAUCAUAAAAUA
Molecule: messenger RNA, 2772 nt
Organism: Chelonia mydas (Green sea turtle)
Lineage: Eukaryota; Metazoa; Chordata; Testudines; Cheloniidae
Gene: PITPNB
Product: phosphatidylinositol transfer protein beta
Exons: 11
Coding region: 107-925 (272 amino acids)
Biological process (GO): phospholipid transport
Cellular component (GO): cytoplasm
Molecular function (GO): phosphatidylinositol transfer activity; phosphatidylinositol binding; phosphatidylcholine intramembrane carrier activity
Source: RefSeq, a predicted model, not a curated record